CUUCUCAUCUCCACUCCUAAUGGACUAACACUCAGACUGAUCAUCACCACUCUCUCCGGCUCUCUUAACUCGGACUUUUUUUCCCCUCCUGUCCACUUUUCAUCGCAUUUACAGCAUCCAGCAUGCACAUCUGCGUCCUCCUGUUCAGCGUGCUCCUGUGCAGCAACUCAGUGGCUCUGACGGUGUUUAAUGUGUCAGAAGAGCAUGAUCCGUGUCCUCUUGGUUAUUUCCCCUGUGGGAAUCUGAGCUCCUGCCUGCCACAGCUGCUGCACUGUAACGGAGUUGAUGACUGUGGAAACCAGGCGGACGAGGAUAACUGUGGAGACAACAAUGGCUGGCCUCAUUUGUUCGACAAAUAUUUUGGGAUGCCCAGUAAAGACGCUGGAAGAAAAUCAACCACCUGCUUACUUGGACUCGUACCAGCCGAGUGUCAGUGUAGAGAUUUGGAGCUCGACUGCAACGGUGCUCACUUUAAAGACGUCCCUACGGUAUCUACGAACGUCACCAUGAUGUCUUUGCAAAGGAACCGGUUAAGGAAGCUGAAUGCUGACAUGUUUAUUAAGUACAGAAAUCUUCAGAAGCUCUACCUACAGCACAAUCGCAUCAAAGUGGUCGAACCCUACGCAUUCCGAGGCCUUUACAACCUAACACGGCUGUAUUUGAGCCAUAAUCGAAUCUCCAGCCUGAUGCCAGGAGUAUUUCAGGACCUGCAUAAACUGGAGUGGCUGAUUCUGGAAAACAAUAAAAUCCACCACAUUUCCUCACUGACCUUUUCAGGCUUGAGCUCCCUUGUGCUGCUGGUUCUUUUGAACAACGCUCUGACAAACGUGGAGGACGUAUGCCUGGAGAUGCCGCGACUGAAUUGGCUGUAAGUUUGAAGAAAUCAAAUUGAGAUUGUUGAAAAUAGAACAUUCUGUUCCUGUAGCAUGCUCACUGUGCUAGUCCUUCAAAGAAACAGGAUCAGUCAUAUCCAUGAACAAGCGUUCUCUCUGCUGCGCAAGCUUGGCGAGCUAGACCUAUCCAGUAACAGAAUUGGGAAAAUCUCACCGGAUCUGUUUGUCAAUCUGGGAGAAUUGCUGCAGCUGAAUAUUUCGUACAACCCAAUUCAGGAGCUGCAAGCGGACCAUUUUGACAAACUGCACAAGUUAAAAUCAUUGAGCAUCGAGGGCAUCGAGAUAGCAAACAUUCACAGGAGGAUGUUCGAACCGCUCAAAAACCUCACACACAUCUAUUUUAAAAAGUUCCAAUAUUGUGGCUACGCGCCUCACGUACGCAGCUGCAAGCCCAACACAGACGGCAUCUCGUCGCUUGAGGAUCUGCUGGCCAACAUUGUGCUGCGUGUCUUCGUCUGGGUCGUCUCUGCCACCACCUGCUUCGGAAACAUCUUCGUCAUCUGCAUGCGCUCGUACAUCCGCUCAGAGAACAAGCUCCAUGCUAUGUGCAUCAUUUCCCUUUGUUGUGCAGAUGGUUUGAUGGGCGUCUACCUGUUUGCGAUCGGGGCGUAUGACUUGAAGUUCCGUGGCGAGUAUAACCGGCAUGCACAGGCCUGGAUGGACAGCUUGCCCUGUCAGGUGGUAGGCUCUCUGGCCAUGUUGUCCACUGAGGUCUCUGUACUGCUCCUUACCUACCUCACCUUGGAGAAGUACAUCUGCAUUGUCUACCCUUUCCGCUACCUGACCCCCGGACGCAGGCGCACUGUCACCAUCCUGGUGGCCAUCUGGAUCCUGGGCUUCAUCAUCGCGUUCUUGCCUCUGGUGUGUAAAGGAGAAUUCAGGAACUUUUACGGAACUAACGGGGUUUGUUUUCCUCUGCAUUCCGAGCAGCCAGAGACUGCAGGAGCUCAGAUCUAUUCCAUCGUCAUCUUUUUGGGCCUGAACCUCGUGGCAUUCCUCAUUAUCGUAUUGUCUUACGGAAGCAUGUUCUACAACAUACAGAGAACGGGGACUCAAACCACCAAAUACAGCAACCAUAUCAAGAAAGAGCUAACCGUGGCCAAACGCUUCUUCUCCAUCGUCAUCACAGACUCUCUGUGCUGGAUACCGAUAUUCAUCCUCAAGAUCUUAUCGCUUAUGGAGGUCGAAAUCCCAGGAACGAUCAGCUCAUGGGUGGUUAUUUUCAUCCUGCCCAUAAACAGCGCUCUAAAUCCCAUUCUCUACACCCUGACCACACGGCCUUUCAAGGAGACCCUGGUGCAGGUCUGGACCAACUACAGGCAGCGGCGGCCAUUGCUUAGCAGCCACCCGGCCCAUCAUCCAUCUUUUACUUGGCAGGAAAUGUGGCAUCUUCAUGAAAACAGCCAAAAUGUUGUGUGUCCAGAAUACCUGCCACAUCCUUCUGAAAUGUCCUGCACUUCAAGGACUUCCUAGAUGCUCUCUAUGGAGGGGGCUUGAGACAAUACACAGGGGUCCUGCUCAGCUUUAGUCUUAGACAGACACAUUUGUUUGUGUGUUUAUUGAGACAUACAUCCAUGAUCGAACCUUCAUACUACCGAGGGGCACAACAGCAGGCCUCGUAUCCUAUUCAUUUCCUAUGGAAGUGUGUGACUCGGAGCUGUGAAUGGAGCACGAAACGAAAUUGAGCAUCUUCUAGUUUUAUGCAGCGUCACGUACCAUGUGUCCGAAGGUUCGGAACACGUCUCCAAGGUUCUACUUUUUUCCGAACGCAAUACCUGCUUACACUGGCCUCCUGUGAACUUCAAACAUAGCCAGCAGAGAUUACAAGGAAAAAUCAAAAGAACGUUUUUAAAUGCCAUCAUGUUCUAGGUCUUGUUUCAUUCUGUUGCUUAAUAAUCGUGUUCGAAAUACGCCUCGUGUCCUGGACAUUGCUAAUUUUGUGCUAAAUAUUGCUAAGUCUGUGAUGAACAUACUGUAGGCAAAUCCAUUUCUAUAGUGACAACUUCGCAUUAUUCUGUUAGUAAGGUUUUUUGUUUCUUUCUUCUUUUUUCUUACAAACUAAUUUUUUUCCCAUCCAAAAAAGAAAACAGCACCACCAAUGAAUAUAAUAAAAAAUUACAUAUACAAAGUAGAGGCUGGGGCUGAAUUAUGUCUAGUCCAGAUUGUAGAUCCAUGCAACAAGUUCUGUCAAGUGUUUACCCCUCCUAUAUUUGGUGUCUAUUGGGUCUAAUUUAUUUGUGAUUAAUGCUCUUGUCAAGAGGGCUUUUUCUUUGUGAGAUAAUUGUGACCAAUGGUGAAAAUUGAGAAAACUUGAACAAGGUGAAUUCAUUUCACAGAAAUUAUAAUUUUUUAAAUCACUUGUAUUUUUGUUUUUUUAAAUGCCUUGAAUGAAUCUAGAAAUAAAUUCACAAGUCUACAUCGUCCAAUUAAAGUCGAUGGGACACAAGGCAGAAUGUUUUGUGUACCUUGACUUGAACAAACGAUCUAGCAAAUUGCUUUUCUGUUUGCUAUUCAGAUGAGGCACUGCAUAAUUAUGUUCUUAAAACAAUUAAGAAGCCCAAACACCAGCUGCCUCACAAUAAAAUCUGUCUUACAAGAAUGUGUUUCUGUUCCAACAGUGAAACCUAAUUCUAAAAGGCUUAACCUUAAUGCUGUUAUAAUAAUGAGGUUUAAUUAAUCAAACAAAAUCUUGAAAAGGUCUGAUUGAGAAAAUGUUUAAGAAUCCUGGAGUAUUGUUUAAUAUGGAAUAUUUUGAAAUGAUUUCCAUUUAAAGCAACAUGAAGUAACUAAUUGAAGGAAGUAACAUGUAGAGCAGAUGGAAUAAAAAAAUCCCUUUAAACCCAUUUUUCUGAUUUUUCUCUAAUAUGUAGUAAAACUUUAUUUUCCAGGAAGAACCCACACAAGAAAACACCUUUAAGAAACAAAUCAGUGACAUUUUGGCUUCUAAUGUGAACCAAGUUCCAGCUUUUUACUGCUAGUGGAUGGUUUGUGAGUGAUUCAACUGAUUAUAGUAAUCGUGUUGAUUAAUUGAAAAAGGUA
This is a messenger RNA of Silurus meridionalis, 3932 nucleotides long. RefSeq names its product relaxin family peptide receptor 1 (gene rxfp1). NCBI's taxonomy places the organism in Eukaryota, Metazoa, Chordata, Actinopteri, Siluriformes, Siluridae. The transcript has 18 exons. Gene Ontology annotation, cellular component: membrane. Gene Ontology annotation, biological process: G protein-coupled receptor signaling pathway. The record is from RefSeq and is a predicted model, not a curated record. Gene Ontology annotation, molecular function: protein binding; G protein-coupled receptor activity.